AUGGGUUCAAUCGCCACUGACAACGCGCCAUACCGGCCCACGCCAGCAGACAUCACCAUCAACAACCACAAUGCCGAAGACCCAUCCAAAAUCCUCUUCAAAAACGCCCGCAUCCUCGACUCGACCGGCCAACCCCCCUACAAUGGCAACGUCCUGAUCGAAAACGAACGCAUCGUCGCCGUAGGCGAGUCCAUCGAUACCACAACCGCCCGCGGCGCCUUAAUUAUCGACGGCGAGGGCAAGAAAACACUAAUGUCCGGCCUGAUGGACGCGCACACACACCUGAGCUGGAACAACGCCGCCGACCUCGACGGCCUCACCAGCCUCAAGCUCGAAGAGCACGUCCUGCAUACAGCGCACUCUGCAAAGACUUUCCUCGACUGCGGAUAUACCAUGUGUUUCGGGGCCGCGGCCGCGCAGCCCCGUCUCGACGUCGCGAUCAAGGGCGCUAUUAAGUCCGGUUUGAUUCCGGGCCCGAGGACGCUUGCGAAUACGCCUGAGAUUACGACGACGGGGGGCGCGAUUGUGCCUAGUAUCUCGCGCUAUGCGGAUGGGCCGGAGCAGAUGCGGGAGCGGGUGAGGGAGUUUAUUGAGCUCGGGGCGGAUAAUAUCAAGCUUAGCAUGAGUGGAGAUGAUAUUCAUCCAACGAUGCCGAGUACGGAGACGUAUUUCUCGCUUGAGGAGACGCAGGCUGCUGUGGAUGAGGCGCAUUCGCAGGGUAAGCGUGUAUGCGCACAUGCGAGAAGUGCUGAUUCCGUCAAGUUCGCUGUCCAGGCUGGGGUUGAUGUGAUCUACCAUGCCAGUUUCAUUGACGAUGAGGGAAUGAGUAUGCUUGAGGCGGUGAAGGAUCGCGUAUGGGUUGCGCCGGCGCUUAACUUCUUUUAUACGACUUGCACCGGCGAAGCCACGCCGUACGGUCUGACGGCUGAAGCGGCCGAGAAGAAGGGUAUCAAGUUCGAAGUGGACACUGCGUGCAAAGCCAUGCAGGAGAUGCGGAAACGGGGCAUUCGUGUCAUGCCUGGUGGUGACUAUGGGUUUGCAUGGGCUCCUCACGGAACGUAUGCGCGGGAUUUGAAGCAUAUGGUGGACUUGUAUGGGUACACGCCCAUGGAGAGUAUCGUUGCUGCCACUGCUUGGGGUGGCGAGAUGAUGGGGUAUCCGAAGGAAUUGGGCAAGGUGGCUCCUGGGUUUUAUGCGGAUGUCAUUCUGGUCGAUGGAGAUCCUUUGGCUGAUCUCGAGGUUCUUCAAGAUCAGAAAAAGUUGCAUGCGAUUGUUAUCAAUGGGCAUAUUCAUAAGCGUGUUGUGCCUCCGCAGGCUGUUUAUGUUGAGUAG
Molecule: messenger RNA, 1332 nt
Organism: Aspergillus chevalieri
Lineage: Eukaryota; Fungi; Ascomycota; Eurotiomycetes; Eurotiales; Aspergillaceae
Exons: 1
Coding region: 1-1332 (443 amino acids)
Molecular function (GO): hydrolase activity, acting on carbon-nitrogen (but not peptide) bonds
Source: RefSeq, a predicted model, not a curated record